GCGGCGGAGGAGGAGGAGGGGGGGGGGGGGCGCGGGGGAGGCGUUCCGUUUAUCUGCAUCCCCUUGUCGUGAAAAGGGAAAAAAGAGCAAAUGAGUUCUGAACAUAUGCCGUGGCCGCCAAGCGGCGCAGAGAGCGAUGGCGGGACAACAUAUUGUGGAUGGCUUAGGGGUUCCCUUGGUACGAGUGAGUGCUGCUUUGCUGGGAGAGAUAACGGGGAAUGGUGAAAGGCCAGAUGAUCAGCGAGUGUGGAAAAUGUCGGGAACAGGCAUGGGCUGCUUUUGCUGCCUUAGACCCUUCAGCACCAAGGUUCCAAAUACUUCACCCCGUGUCCCGGUGCCAAUCCCUGCUCCCGCUCCUACUCCGGCGACAGGACACACAAGGCUUCCGCCAGCGCCUCGUCGGUCGUCUCUUCGUAAAUCAACGGAAAAUGCUCUGGACCGGCAAACUUCCCGGAAAAGACCCUCGGUUGCCUUCAAGGAAACUGUUCAGCCCAUAAUCAUCAAUGAACCGCCCACCAUGGAAGAUGCAUUCCCUGGUCAAUCACCAUUGCCCGGGACUUCUUGUGGGCCUUGUGACAAGGAUGAUGGGAUCGGUGAUCUGAUUGUCAUUGAGCCCAUCCCAUCAGGCAAGCGGAAGCUUUCUGAGUCCCCUAGUCGGGAGCUUCCCAUUGUGGAGAAAGCGCGGUCGAGGGCGCAGUCCACAAAUGUAUCAAGGCGUGCAUCCCUGAAUGACAGGAGCCAUCCUGGCACAGUGGGAUAUCCAAACUCAAUAACCCAGUUGCGGGAAAGCUUGGAGGCAAGCCUCCGCAAACUCAAUCCCAAUCUCACUGCUGACGAGGGAGCCGCAGACAAGCCGGCUGGUGACCCAGACGAAUGGCCCUGUACAGGCCGAAACUCGACAGCAGCCCAGGGCGCGGCUCUUAACAACCCAGCCAGGCAGCAAGCAGCGACUGAAGUGUCCAUGGCACAACUGGUGCAAUCAUCAUCUGCAUCCAACCGGUCUCAGCCUGGUGGACAGCAAGGAGAAGAACGGCCCUACACGGGACGAAACUCGACAUCAGCGGCUGCGGAUGCAUCAGCAAACCCAGCCAUGCAGCAGUCAACACGGACUGGGGAGUCGACGGCACAGCCAGUGCAAUCAGGUCUGCACACGGGCCAGGACGACAGUCAUGCACAAUUAACUAAGGAAACAUGGAAGGACUCGGGAAGGUCAAAAGACAGGGGAUGACACAGUGACAGAGAGAGUGAGGAGCAGCAGAGAGACAUGAUAUACUGACCGACAAAUCAGUUGAGGCAUAUUCCCUGUUUGCCACAGGCUGAGUAAGGAUUGCACAAUGUGUGAGAGAGAACAGAAUGGAGGGCUUCUGAAGAUAAAAUGAGACGCCACGCUCAAGUUGGCGUAGGAAUAUGCAGUGUGCGGAGGUCGUAUGGUGACAUGACAUCACAUAUUAUGUACUAUGUCCUCAAUUGAGCAGGCUGCCUGAUUGCCGGCUGCUGCCUUCAUCAAUCAACCUAAGGACCCCAAAAGCCCUUACGGCACCUCCUCCGUUGUGGAAUGCUCUUUGGAACAGUUGGUUACUCCUGUGCCGUGGCAAUGGGGUCAGCCUAAGGAAACGAGGCAGGAUCUUGCAUGUUGAGGGAGUGCCACUUGGCACUCGCCGAAUGGAUGCGGCCAAAAUUCCAGUUUUUGUUCUUGAUUAUGAUGCUUCAGCCUCAUGGUGGAGUGCUUGGUGCUUGACCAUGGAAGCUUAAACCUCGGUGAAAAUGUCGGUGCAAUGUGCAUGCAGGCAAUCAUCGACUGACAGGGUGAUGUUGUUGCUGGCACUCGCUGAGUGGGGGGAACCUCUUGUGACUGCAAGGGCGGGGGUUGGGAGGAAUGAGAGGGUCAGUCACUGCUGGUUGUUCAUUUGCUCUGGUAUCACUGACCUAGCAGCCUGGUUUGUUUCCAGUCUUCCAGAAGCUGCUACAGUGGGUUGGCGUCAACUUGCCGAUGCUCAAACAGGUUGGCAGGCAAGCCAGGUUUCCGUUUCCUCAAAGUCAAAACAUGACCACUAACUUAAAGGCGGCAUACUUUUGUGUGUGUUGCUACCUGUGGUGCAAUGACUCGUGACAACGGCAUGGCAUGAGAUGUAUGAGCACAAAUGGGUCUGGCUUGGUUCUCCCCACUUGAACUAAAGAAAGUGAAGUGGGUACUACUACCGGUAGCGUCUUGCUCAUUCUUUACUGAAUCUUUACGGACAAACAAGGACUGACCUAGCCUGAAGGAAAACCCCGGACGAGGUCAAGAUCACCUCAGGCUGCCCCUUUCACUAAGUCUGUUUUCUGACUGGCAAUGCCCUGCAGCAAAUUUGCCGCACAUCAUCCCGAGUAGAUUUCUUCAAGGGCAGAUGCGGUAUCAUUGCAAAGUCAAACUGGCUCAACCGGAUCACCACCACUGCAGGCUUCAUAUUCUACGGUGUCUGACGCGGCCCACAUAGUUCUGACCUUCUCCGGUACCCCGCUGUUUACUACCAUGGCAGACCUGGGUUAGUCAAACUGGGUUAGUCAAACUGGGGGGUUAGUCAAACUGGGUUAGACAAACUGGCUUAGUCAAACUGGGUUAGUCAAACUGGGGGGUUAGUCAAACUGGGUUAGUCUCCCACCUAUUUUGUAGUUGCAUUUGUAGUUGCAUUGGAGGGUUGUUUGGAAGUUGUCAGCUAUUCUUAGGGUGUAGUCCUCCAGAGUCCAGGCUCCAGUCUUGCCUCUGAUGGAAUGAUCAUGGAAGCAAGAAAUACCUUAAGUCUGAUGCCUUCUCACAUCUAUUUCGUGCUGUUGUGCUGAAUUCGCACAGCAUGCCAUUGUAUCGGUGACAUCAUGCGAAAACUACCUGCUGUCACAAGAAUCGAGGAAGUACAUUCCCGGAAUGCCUUGAAAUCACAAAACCAUGGAGUCAUCUGCUGGUGUAACUCCUUUCUUCUACGUGCUGUGUGUGCAGUUCUUAGAGAUCAGCCCUACUAGAGACGCUGAAUCAAAUAUGGUACAUAAG
Messenger RNA from Chara braunii, 3025 nucleotides. The record is from the annotation of a GenBank genome assembly. NCBI's taxonomy places the organism in Eukaryota, Viridiplantae, Streptophyta, Charophyceae, Charales, Characeae.